Messenger RNA from Fundulus heteroclitus (mummichog), 9250 nucleotides. It is a transcript of the gene scn4aa, whose product is annotated as sodium channel, voltage-gated, type IV, alpha, a. Gene Ontology annotation, molecular function: voltage-gated sodium channel activity; protein binding. Gene Ontology annotation, biological process: sodium ion transmembrane transport; membrane depolarization during action potential; neuronal action potential. The transcript is spliced from 27 exons. Gene Ontology annotation, cellular component: axon; voltage-gated sodium channel complex; plasma membrane. Bases 366 to 6059 code for a protein of 1897 amino acids. The record is from RefSeq and is a predicted model, not a curated record. Lineage: Eukaryota; Metazoa; Chordata; Actinopteri; Cyprinodontiformes; Fundulidae.
CGGAUCUGCAGUGUCGGUGUACAGUAGCCGCCACCCGGCAAGACCUCCGGUUCCUCCUCUGAUCUGCCCUGCGGCGGGUAUUCUGGGAAGCGUGUCCCUCAGCGACCAGCUGUGUGGGAACGGGAUGUUGUCAAAGGUCUGAUCCGAACCCACCUGGAGCAGCUCCUCCGGUUUCACUGUGGGACGCCUGAGUGCGUCAGGAACAGCUGGCCCGCAGAGGCUGCCACAAGCGGGGAAAUAACGCUCACAGGCGGCUUAAGGAGAUACUUUUAUAUGAUUCCCAGGGAUUGAGGAUUUUGUGGAGUAUUUGUGCAAGCUCUGUCUAGGGAAUACCCGGUGUGGUCGUCUCCCUUCGCGAUGCAAAGAUGGCGAGCCUGCUCCCUCCCCCAGGCAUUAAGGUCUUCCGCCCGUUCACCCAGAAGUCACUGGCGGAAAUCAAGAGGCUCGCGGAGGAAAGAAGCAAAUCGCCAGAAGCAGGAGGCCACGACAAGGGAGAACCGGUGGGGCCACACCCUGACCUGGAAGCUGGAAAGAGUCUUCCCCUAAUCUACGGAGAUCCUCCUCCAGAGCUGCUGAACACGCCUCUGGAGGACCUGGACUCCUUCUACAAAGCCCAAAAUACGUUCGUCGUGAUCAGCAAUGGAAACACGAUCUACAGGUUCAACGCUGAGCCGGCUUGUUACAUUCUCACCCCCUUUAGUGUGAUCAGGAGAGGAUCCAUCAAAAUUCUCAUACAUUCAUUAUUUAGCAUGUUCAUCAUGAUUACCAUUUUAUCGAACUGCGUGUUCAUGACAAUGAGUAACCCACCAGCAUGGAGUAAAACUGUUGAGUAUGUUUUUACAGGAAUUUACACCUUUGAGGCAACAGUCAAAGUGUUGUCGAGGGGUUUCUGUGUUGGUUCUUUUACAUUCCUUCGAGAUCCAUGGAACUGGCUGGAUUUCAUGGUGAUCAGCAUGGCGUAUGUUACUGAGUUUGUUGACCUUGGCAAUGUGUCAGCCCUCAGGACAUUUCGUGUACUUCGAGCCCUAAAAACUAUUACAGUGAUCCCUGGUCUGAAAACGAUCGUGGGUGCCCUGAUCCAGUCUGUGAAGAAAAUGGGCGACGUCAUGGUGCUGACCGUCUUUGCCCUGGCGGUCUUUGCCCUCGUCGGCCUCCAGCUUUUCAUGGGAAACCUGCGUCAGAAAUGUGUGCGAUGGCCAAUUCUGUUGAAUGAAACCCUGUUGGACGUUUUCAACGCCACCACGGCUUUUAACGGCACGAUGCACUUCAACACUACCAUGGGUGUCAAUGAGUCAGUAUACUCCAACAGCACUUUUGAUUUCACUGAAUAUAUCGAAAAUCCAGAAAAUCACUAUUUUAGAGAAGGCUACCAAGACGCUCUAAUUUGUGGCAACAGCUCUGAUGCUGGAAAGUGCCCAGAAGGAUACACAUGUAUGAAGGCUGGAGGGAACCCUAACUAUGGCUACACCAGUUAUGACUCUUUUGGAUGGGCAUUCCUUGCUCUCUUCCGACUCAUGACACAAGACUUCUGGGAGAAUCUUUUCCAACUGACUCUAAGGGCGGCUGGUAAGACAUACAUGCUGUUCUUCGUGGUCGUCAUCUUCCUGGGCUCCUUCUACCUCAUCAACCUCAUCCUGGCCGUGGUAGCCAUGGCUUAUUACGAGCAGAACCAAGCAACUCAACUGGAGGCUAUUGAGAAAGAGGAGGAAUUCCAGCGGCUUUUAGAACAACUCAAAAAUCAAGAGCAGCAGGCGCAAUUUCACGGAAGCCAAGCCACCCUGACCAGUAAGAAGUCUCCAAGUCAACACACAUUAACCGAGAUGGGAGAUGACGAACAUGGUCUCAAACACAGUGAGACUGUGAACGACUGCAAUGGGAGAGUUAUUCCUCACCUGAUGAUCCGAGCACCCACUAUGGAUGAGUCUGCUGUAGAUUACGAAGUCAAGGAGAAGUCCCUGGGCUCUGUGCACAGUACGCUGCAUCUGGAUGAACCUGGCAUGAGACAGAGAUCCGCUAGUGCUGUGACGGUGAUUUCUGCAGUCGCCAUGGAAGCGUUGGAAGAGACUCAGAGACCCUGCCCACCUUGCUGGUACAAAUUUGCAAACAGGUUCUUGAAGUGGGAUUGCUGUGCCACCUGGAUUGUUUUUAAAAAGUGGAUGCACUUUGUGGUCAUGGAUCCCUUUGUGGACCUCACUAUUACCAUCUGCAUUGUGCUCAACACCCUUUUCAUGGCAAUGGAGCACUAUCCCAUGACCCCGGAGUUUGAGAACAUGCUCUCCGUAGGAAAUCUGGUUUUCACUGGGAUCUUCACGGCUGAAAUGUUUUUCAAGCUUGUCGCCAUGGAUCCCUACUACUAUUUCCAAGUUGGCUGGAACAUUUUUGACAGCAUCAUUGUCACUCUCAGCCUGGUGGAGCUAGGACUGGCAAAUGUCCAGGGUCUGUCAGUCCUAAGGUCAUUCCGUUUGCUUCGUGUCUUCAAGCUGGCAAAGUCUUGGCCCACGCUCAACAUGCUCAUUAAGAUUAUUGGGAACUCGGUGGGAGCUUUGGGAAACUUGACCUUGGUGCUGGCCAUCAUCGUCUUCAUUUUUGCAGUCGUGGGCAUGCAGCUCUUCGGAAAGAGCUACAAGGACUGCGUGUGCAAGAUCUCCGCUGACUGUGUGCUGCCGCGCUGGCACAUGCACGACUUCUUCCACUCCUUCCUCAUCGUUUUCCGCAUUCUGUGCGGCGAGUGGAUCGAGACCAUGUGGGACUGCAUGGAGGUGGCUGGACCUGCCAUGUGCUUAAUAGUCUUCAUGAUGGUCAUGGUGAUUGGAAAUCUAGUGGUAUUGAACCUCUUCUUGGCCUUGCUGCUCAGCUCAUUCAGCGGAGACAACCUCUCUGCAGGGGACGACGAUGGCGAGAUGAACAAUCUGCAGAUUGCUAUUGGGAGGAUCAAACGGGGCAUUCAUUGGUUAAAAGCUUUCCUAAUCCAAAGAAUCCUGCAAAUAUUUGGCAAAAAGCCCAAAGAGCCCGAUAAGGACACGACGGACGACGGUAGAAGCAAAACCGAGGAAAUUGAGAUGAACCAUCUGGACGCGUGUCUGACUCUGAAAGCGACAGACGGGGUAUCAGAUAACCCGGUGCAAAGCCAGCCCUCUGGGUCUGUUGUGGAUGGAGAAGUCAAUCUGAACGUCCCAAUCGCUGAAGCAGAAUCUGAUUAUGACAAUCUGAGUGAAGACGAUGACGAUGACGAUUACGACGAUGAUGAUGAUGAUGAUGAUGAUGAUGAUGAUGAUGAUGAUGAAGCUGAAGAUAUGGAUCUUUCUGAAAGCCCACUGCGGAGAGAUGAUGAGCUAAACACGAUUAUCCUAGAAGCUGAAAGCGGCAUCCCAGAGAAAAUCAAACACUAUGAUGGGGAUUCAUCAGUCUGCAGCACCGCUGACUAUCAACCUCCUGAGCCUGAACCCGAAAAGGAGGAAGAAGAGGAGCCAGGACCUAUGGAGCCAGAGGCCUGCUUCACUGACACCUGUGUGAGGAAGUGGCCAUGCUUGACGGUGGAUAUAACCAGUGACAAAGGCAAAAAAUGGUGGAAUCUUAGAAAAACGUGCUUCACCAUAGUGGAGCAUGACUGGUUUGAAACCUUCAUCAUCUUCAUGAUCCUCCUCAGCAGUGGGGCUCUGGCCUUUGAAGAUAUAUAUAUAGAAAGACGACGGACCAUCAAAAUAAUUCUUGAGUUUGCGGACAAGGUUUUCACCUACAUUUUUGUCAUUGAGAUGCUCCUCAAGUGGGUUGCGUACGGCUUCAAGACCUACUUCACCAACGCGUGGUGUUGGUUAGACUUUUUCAUCGUGGAUAUUUCCUUGAUUAGUUUAGUUGCAAACUGGAUGGGCUUCUCCGAUCUUGGUCCCAUCAAGUCCCUGAGAACCCUCAGAGCACUGCGGCCGCUCCGUGCGCUGUCAAGAUUCGAAGGCAUGAGGGUGGUGGUCAAUGCGCUAGUUGGAGCGAUUCCCUCCAUCUUCAAUGUCCUGCUGGUGUGUCUGAUUUUCUGGCUCAUCUUCAGCAUCAUGGGGGUCAAUUUGUUUGCGGGGAAGUUCUACCGUUGCAUCAACACCACCACAGAGGACCUGUUCCCCAUAACGGAGGUCAACAACCGAAGCGAGUGCUUGGCCCUUCAAGAAGCCACACAGGAGGCUCGAUGGGUUAACGUCAAAAUCAACUAUGACAAUGUGGCGAAAGGCUACCUCUCCCUGCUUCAAGUGUCAACUUUCAAAGGCUGGAUGGACAUAAUGUAUGCUGCCGUGGACUCAAGAGAGGUUGAGGAGCAACCAUCUUACGAAAUCAACCUUUACAUGUACAUUUAUUUUGUCAUCUUCAUCAUCUUUGGUUCCUUCUUCACCCUAAACCUCUUCAUCGGUGUCAUUAUCGACAACUUUAACCAACAAAAGAAAAAGUUUGGAGACCAAGACAUUUUUAUGACUGAUGAACAGAAAAAAUACUAUGAGGCCAUGAAGAAACUCGGUUCCAAGAAGCCACAGAAGCCAAUUCCACGGCCAACGAACCCUGUCCAGGGCGUGGUGUUCGAUUUCAUCAGUCAGCAGUUCUUUGACAUCUUCAUCAUGGUUCUAAUCUGCCUCAAUAUGGUGACCAUGAUGGUGGAAACAGACGACCAAAGCCCAGAGAAAGAGGAUUUUCUCUUUAAAGUAAACGUGGCCUUCAUCGUCGUCUUCACCGGAGAGUGCGUGUUGAAGCUGUUCGCGUUGCGGCAGUACUUCUUCACCAACGGAUGGAACGUUUUUGAUUUCGUUGUGGUCAUCUUGUCGAUAGCCGGUACGAUGCUCUCAGACUUAAUUGAGAAGUACUUUGUUUCCCCAACUCUCUUCAGAGUGAUCAGACUAGCCAGGAUUAGCAGGAUUCUGCGUCUUAUUAAAGGAGCUAAGGGUAUCCGGACUCUACUCUUUGCCCUAAUGAUGUCCCUUCCUGCCUUGUUUAACAUCGGUCUUCUGCUUUUCCUGAUUAUGUUCAUCUUCUCCAUAUUUGGCAUGUCAAAUUUUGCCUAUGUCAAGAAAGAAGCUGGAAUCGAUGACAUUUUUAACUUUGAGACUUUUGGUGGUAGCAUUAUCUGCUUGUUUCAGAUUACAACCUCUGCUGGCUGGGAUGGGCUUUUACUUCCAAUGCUGAACAGGGAAUUUCCGGACUGCGAUCCCGAAUUUGAGAAUCCAGGCACGGACGUAAAGGGAAACUGUGGAAACCCGGCGAUGGGUAUGAUGUUUUUCUGCAGCUACAUAAUCAUUUCCUUCUUGGUGGUGGUCAACAUGUACAUCGCCAUCAUCUUGGAGAACUUCAACGUGGCUCAGGAAGAGAGCGGUGACCUACUUUGUGAGGAGGACUUCGAGAUGUUCAACGAAACUUGGGAGAAGUUUGACUUGGACGGAACGAUGUUUAUUGAAUACAGCAGACUCUCAGAUUUUUGUGAUACUUUGCAGGAGCCUCUCAGGGUCGCCAAGCCCAACCGGCUUCGCUUGAUUGAAAUGGAUCUGCCACUGGUUAUCGGGGACAGGAUCCACUGCUUGGAUGUCUUGUUGGCCGUUACCCAGAUGGUCCUGGGGGACACGGUGGAGAUGGCCGCAAUGCGGGAGAGCAUUGAAGCCAAGUUCAUUCUGAGCAACCCCACAAAGGACUCCUUCGCACCAAUUACCACAACGGUGCGCCACAAGGAAGAGCAGCAAGCUGCCGUCGUCCUUCAACGAUCAUACCGCAAACAUCUUCUGAAGCGCUGCGUACGCCAGGCUGCCUUCAUGCACAGAUCGAAGAGGAUUGGUAGAAAUUACAAAGGUGAUGAUCCACCUGAAAAAGAGGGGUUGCUUGCACGAAGGUUGGGGGUUUUCUAUGGAAGUAAUACAGACCUUGCUGAUGAAAUGGAGCAAGAGGCUUUACAAACUCUAGCAAGCCAAGAACUCCUUGAUACAGACUGUGAAAUGGCCCAGUGUGGUCAGAGGCCUCCUGCGCAGAACAUCAUUGUUGUUCCUGCUGAAAUUACCAGUCAGGUGUUGUCACAUUCGCCCCCAACCAACAUCCGUUAAUCUUGCAAGACAUCUGAGAACCACUUGUAUGACAAACUAAUUAACUAUGUGUUUACCCUUGUUGCGUCUUUACCAACAAAGCAGUGCCAUUAACACAAAUGUUUACAGGCUUCCCACUUUAAAAAUGCUUCUAACUGUUUAUACCUUCCUGUUGCUACCAACGCCUUAAAGACCCUUUUCCUGUUUAUGAAAACCAUGUCUCAUUCAGGUUGAAGAUAAAACUCAAGUUUCCAAUGAUAACGAUCAAUGAAGGGGAAAAUAGAGAGAUAAUUCAAAAGGAAUUUCUGAGAAUUUUCAAGUCAUCAAUAAUAUAUAGUUUAUAUAUGUUUCUUUGCCUUUAGACUUAAAACAUUUCUAGAGUUAUUUCUUUUUGGAGUAAUACCAGUCUGGACCACAAAUUGCCAAUUUAGAUGAACUAAAUAAUCAAAUAAAACGCGAUAGUGCCCCACUGUGAGUUUUGAAACACCAUGUUUGAAGUAUUGGGGUUAUUUUCCUGAAUUAAAUUCAACUAUGAGAUGAUUGCUGGAGAUAGGCACCAGCACCCUUCGCGAGCCCAACAGGGAUAAACGUGUAGGAAAAUGAAUGGAUGGAUGGAAGAUGAUUGCUAAUAUCCUGCUUUUGUCAAAUUUGGCAAAGAAAGAUUAAAACUAUAGUCAUAAAGGGAUGAAAACAGUAUUAACCCUGUUUUCCCCCACCCUUGUUUAGGUCUAUUUACAUAAUGAAUGACCUUGCUUUCCGAAUUGAAAUGACUAAGGAGGUUGCAAGCGCACCAUUACAUCGUUCAGUCAGGUCUGAAAGCAAACAGGGCAAAGGUCUUAUGGGUUACAACCUGGUCUUGGAGGUCUGGGGGGGUCCUUACUUUAUGAAGUCCCACGCAACUUGAGGCACCUCUGGAUCAUUGCAAAACAUAAAGGAAUUUGAUAACUUCAUGGUUCACUAAAGCUUUUCCCCAUAAGGGUGCAUAGGUUUUUAUAUGUGUAGAUAGAUGACUAUGAUCUGUAGUGUAAAAGCACUUCAAGUGGCCAAUUAAAUUUUGUUGUAAGUUUAAAAAAAAUGGUAGGAUUUCCUGAAUGUUGUGCUCAGUGACACAGCUAAUUCCUAUUAGCAGUAUGAAUUAAUUAAUGUCAUGUUAAUUAAUGUAUUCAUCUGUAUUUCCUGCAUUCUGAGAUCUAAAGGAAGAUGUUCAUACGUUGAUGUCCAACGUCUGCAACUAACUUAAUGAGAUACAGCCAUCAGGAGUGCAAAUAAACUAUUUAUUCCUGUCACUUUUACCUUGCAUAAACGCAGCUGCCAUUUUGGAUUUUGAUGUCCAGGCUAAACAGAAACCUCACGCUUGCCAAGUCUGUAUUCAGCAAUUAAGAAAGUUAAUAAACUUGUCUUAAAAAGCCUGUUUGGCACAACACAGCUUUAAUGUGAGAGCGUGAGAGCUGCACAUGUUCAAUAUUUGAUGGGCCAAUCCCUAUUCAUGCUCCUGUUACAAUAAAGGUCCCCACUAUAAAGUAUGUGACGUUGUAUUAGAACAGAGUAUUUUAUUUUCCAUGUUCCUAGUCAGUAAAUAUAUAAAAAAAACCUUACAAAAGACGAAGAUUUGACUUGUUAGAGGGGCCCUUCACCAACCCCAAACCCAAAAUGACUACCUCACAUUAUGCCGAAUUUGAUAGCUGUUGUGAUAAAAACAGUUUAUUUGCACUUUUGUUAGAUUGCAUCAUACUGCUGUACAUCUGCCCGUUAAACAUGCUGCUUCUCUGUUCUGGAAAAACGCAGAAAAACACAGUUUUGAUUUGUUUCACUGAGCAAGCGAACGAGCAAAUGCCACAAUUUUUCCAACUUCCAGUUUUAACCCUUUUAGAUUCAGAUUUUUGAAUUUUGAAGGUAAACGUAACUCAGACUUGAUCCCUAGAUUUUCCAUUAGGAGUUGUUUUGUAUAUAUGUAUAAUAGUAUGUGGGGGUUGAAAAAAAAGGUAUGCUGACAGUGUUAGUAACUAGUAGAGUCAUUCAGGUCCUCUUCAUAUUGCACUGAAUCCUGUACAUGUUGAAAUUACUGCAGUUGUCUAAUGGUAACAAUUUGUAUAUCCUACUAAAUUCUUCAAAGACUUGUCCUAGUUUUAUGAAAUCCUUUAUUUUUAUUGUUUCAUCUCAUGACAGGAUAAAAGUUUAAACAUUAGCUUCAAUUCUGAUGCCUUAACUCACUUAAAAUAAUUCUGUCUUUUGAAGCAAUAUUUCUACAAAGGUGCCUUGGUAUCUGUUGUACAUUUGUAAAUAACCUUAGGCAAAGACUUUGUCUUUACCACUUGAUCUUUUUAGGGUUAUGAAACCUUUGAUGCAAAACACAGUAGAUGGUCGCCUUGGUGAAAUAUUUGAAUCGAAGACUAAAUGAAUACACCAGUUUGGAAGUAUAGCUUCUUUUUUGUAUUGAAAAACUAAAAUCAAGCACUAAGCAAAAGUCCUCAGCUUUUUUCUUUUUUUUUUCACUGAAAAGGAAAAACUGUCUUACGAGCCUUUAAAACAUUGUCUUAGUCAAUGCCUCUGUAGACUUUUUCAAAGUCUGAACUUCCUUUAGACUUGGGCUGCUUUUUUCUUUUUGUUACCUUUCAAACAUAUAUUGCAAAACCUCUUUACAAGACUGUGAGGAAGUUAAACGCCUGGAGGACUGAACAUGAAGACACACCUUUCCACCCUACUAGACCUAAAGUUAACAUUGACUGUGUUAUUCUGUAUGCACUGUGCGUGUUUAACGGCGCUGUUCUCGUGUCUGUCCUGAUGCAAAAAGGUCACUUGCGUAAGUCUUAACUGAAUUUCAAAUGUCUUACUGCAAACAUUUGGCUCUGUGUGGAAGCUUUAGGCAAAACUUUAUGCUGUGGGUAAUUUCUGCCGAUUCAACACACAAAAAAAAAUCUAUAAUCGAUCCAUUAUCAAAAUGAAGUAAUUUACUACCAUUUAAUGUAUAUAUAUAUAUAUAUAUAUAUAUAUAUAUAUAUAUAUAUAUAUAUAUAUAUAUAUAUAUAUAUAUAUAUAUAUAUAUAUAUAUUAAAUGGUGGUAAAUUUUGUCUUGAUGAAAUGUAAAGUUGGGUGUGGCGCAAACUAAAAUAUCAUACUAUUGAAUAAAGAAUAGCUAUCUGGUUGUCUGACGUGCCCAAAACAUUCUGCACAGCGUUGUUUUAACCAUGAAUAAACUAUGCACUUUCACAGUU